AUGCAGAAAGUUGAACCAACCCAAACCUUUUCAAAUCACCAAGUGAAUAACACCUGCUAUGAUCUUCUACCCGUCUUGGUUGAAGAUCAACUGUGGUUUGCAAUCCCUGCAACAGGAGAUUUGGUCCAAACCGCGACAACAAUGCCCUGUCCUUAUAUCUCCAAUGUCGACCCUAGCCUAGUCCAACAAAUAUUACCACCAAAUGUACUUCCAAACAUAAAUGCAAAACCGUUCUUAUUCAACCCGCCGCCUAUAUACCAUCACCUCAUACAAAACUACGCCCCGACCACUAGAUUGCAAGUCGAUUACCUGCAGCAAGAAUACGCAGUCUUACAAAAUCGACUACAAAAGCGAGGAAUCAUAGAAGAUACCAUGCUCAAAAUCAAGGACGCUGGGAACUCCUUGAAAGAUUCUCUGUCCUCUAUCUACACCAAAACAACCGACAAAUUAACCGCCGGUGUAGAAAGCAUUAGAUGGUCCAUGAUUUCGCUCUUACCCUGGGUAACCAUUCCCACAUUGGUGAUCAUCAUUCUCAUUGCAUGUUGUGUCUGCUUCGUGAAGAUCUAUUUUAUACGCAAAGCCUCCAGUUCUGCCGCGUCCGCCAUGGUAGACUUAGCUAGCAGUCUCUCGAGGAAACGACUAGCUAGGCGUCAGCACGAAAUAAAUGCUCUUAUGGAAGAGCAAAACAACGGGAGUCAACCAAAUUCCCUUUUCGUGCCACGCAUCUACUCUAUCUUUUCGCAAGUCAAUUCCAUCAAAAGUCCAUUGCCAUACGUAAGGAUAACCCUCAACCGUUUCUCCACUCCAGCGCUCAUCGACAGCGGCGCUACAAUAUCUUAUAUGAAACAGUCCACGCUGUACGCGCUAGGACCCAAUGUCAACAUCGACAACAAUCACGUAAAAGCGCAAGCCGCCAAUGGAACUCAAAUAGAGCUCUUAGCAUCCGUAAUCGUAAAUGUCCAAGUAGGAACCCAUAUUAUACAACAUCGCUUCCUGGUGUCGCAAGAUUACCAGUGCCCAGCGCCAGUUCUUCUAGGAACUGAUUUCAUCAAGAAAUUGAACCAAUUAGGUCUCAAAGUAACUAUAGACCUACAUAAUAACCUACUUACGAUUGGUAGCGAUGCGCACGACAUGGUCCAAAUAAACGCCAUUAAUUUCCUUGAAGUCAAACCCAAUGAUGUACGACUCUCCCAAACGACCAUUCUGCUAAAAAGAUCCUCGUCUAUUGUGCCGGCGUACAUCGAUCCUUACGAUCCCAGCAACCUAUUUGACUUUAUAAUUGAAGACAACCACAGAGAUCUAGACCUUCUGUAUGUUGUUGGCCGAUCUCUAGUGAGCCCCAACCCGAACGGGGCAUGCCUCGUGAACAUCCUAAACCCAUCCAACACCGAUAUAAAGCUUUAUGGUCGUAUGAAAAUAGCUCACGCUACACCCGUAUCCUCUCCACUCGAACAGAUUCUCACAGUUCAAGGCGAAGGACUAAACGCUAUUACCAAACCCCAACAAUCCAUACUCCCUAAUAUCCAGGAUAUAAUCGAUCUAUGCGCAAACAACUGCCUAUACUCCUCCUUGGAUUUUCAACAAGGCUUCCACCAAAUUCCUCUAGAGGAAACCCAUUGCGAGAGAACCGCUUUCGCGUGCUUUCUCGGAGCAUUCGAGUACAUCAGAAUGCCAAUGGGAUUAAAAGGCGCCCCCGCAACCUUCCAGCGUAUAAUGGAUGAAUUCAAAAAACAUCUCAGAGCUCGAGUUUUUAUCUAUAUUGAUGACUUAAUAAUCACUUCCGAAACCCCCGACGAACACCUCAACGAUAUAGAUGAGGUGCUCACAAAAAUCGAACAGAUCGGAAUGAAGCUCAAAGCUUCUAAAUGCGAAUUUGCUCAGAAGGAAAUAAAAUUCCUAGGUUUCGUGUUAAGUAAAGAAGGUAUAAGACCUAACCCAGAGAAAACCCGAGCAAUUGACGACUAUCCAACUCCCAAAAAUCCCACCGAUAUCAAAGCCUUCCUAGGAAUGUGCUCAUUCUUUCGUAGAUUUGUCCAUAAUUUUGCGGCUAUCGCCUCACCCCUUACCGCAUUAACUAAGAAAGACGCACCAUUUAUAUGGACCCCCGAGUGUGAAAACGCGAUGCAGCAAUUAAAACAAGUACUCACCACUGCUCCAAUCCUGGUCGCACCAAGGCUAGGAUUGCCCUUCGUCAUCGAAACGGACAGCAGCGGCAAAGCAGUAGCCGGAGUCCUAAAACAAGAACAGGAUAACGAACUAAGAAUAAUUGCUUACGCCAGUCGCACCCUAAAUAGUCAUGAAUCCCGAUACCCCGCCAUAGAACUAGAAGCGCUAGGAGUAGUCUUCGCAGUGCAAAAGUUUCGCCCAUACAUUGAUGGAGCCAAAUGCACCGUAAUCACAGACCACGCCCCGCUCAAAGCACUUCUACAUCGGAAAGAUUUGAUUGGGAGACUAGCGAAGUACCAAGUAAUCCUACAAGAAUUUGACAUAACUAUCGUAUAUCGGCCCGGAAAAGCCAACAUUCUCUGCGAUACGCUGUCAAGGCACCCGCCCCAAGUAGCCGCCAUCUCUACCGAAGACAGUCCCAAUAUCAAUUUAUCCUCCCCAGAAUUCAUUGAAAAGAUCAGAGAGGAACAAAGAAAUUCCCCCUGGAUACUGUCCUAUAAACAGGCCAUAGAACUAGGCGAGUCUAACCCGCACACUCGCGAAUAUCUCAUCCUCAACGAUAUAUUGUAUAAACUACCAGAGAAAGUCUAUCAAGAUCCCCAGGUAACGUCCCCAGGGGACAUUUCUUCUGCUGAAACUCUUCUCGCUGUACCCAUAAUAUCUGAAUCAAACUCGAUUGUAUCCUAUUCCGUUUUUUCCCCUUCCCAAAUUAACGACUUCGGAAAUAUCACAAGCCCUUCUGGCAAUAUCGCAAAUCCUCCGGAAGGCAUCACUCCUUCCCAAGCUAACCAUCCUGACCGUACCAUAACCCCUCCGCAAGGAACCACUCCUUCCACUAUAGCCAUCCAUAUGCCAGAACCAGCCUCUCAACGCUUUUAUCGCCGUAGAAGACUCCUCACCACACCCAAACCUCUUAUCAAAAGGUCACUGUGCACUCCUACUCCACCACCGCGCAACUGGGAGAAACCUACUGGAGCUAUCCCAAGCUUAAUCAAACUAUGCCUUUCUCCAAGACCUCCGCCGCGAGACGAACGUCAAUUCUAUUAUAAGUUGAAACACGAAUACCGUGGACCCACACAACGACGCUGUUUCAACCCAAUCAUGACACCUCAAUGUCUCCUCUGUCAUCAAACUACCCAUCGUACGCGGGACUGUCAAUCACCCAUGAGUUUCCUUACUAGAGCCCGCAUACUUCUUAAAAAAUACAGGCUCUGUUCUCGCUGCCUCGAAGACCAUCCCUUAAAAGAAUGCACAGAAAACCCAAUGUGCUUCCGUUGCAAUGCCACUGGCCACGUUACCGCCAUUUGCCAAGACGCACCUGUAAAAUUUUUCUAG
Cylicocyclus nassatus is the source of this 3501-nucleotide messenger RNA. Lineage: Eukaryota; Metazoa; Nematoda; Chromadorea; Rhabditida; Strongylidae. The record is from the annotation of a GenBank genome assembly.